Molecule: messenger RNA, 1501 nt
Organism: Frieseomelitta varia
Lineage: Eukaryota; Metazoa; Arthropoda; Insecta; Hymenoptera; Apidae
Product: F-box/LRR-repeat protein fbxl-1-like
Exons: 5
Coding region: 59-1501 (480 amino acids)
Biological process (GO): SCF-dependent proteasomal ubiquitin-dependent protein catabolic process
Cellular component (GO): SCF ubiquitin ligase complex
Molecular function (GO): protein binding
Source: RefSeq, a predicted model, not a curated record
AAAUCCAAAAAAUAGAAAAAACUAUGCUCUUGUUACGUUUAAUAGUUUAAGUGCAGCUAUGAGUGCCAGAAUCGUUAAAGGAGUAACAUUGCACGGUAGAAAUUUAAUAAUUCUGUCAGGUACUCCUUGGCUUGAACGAAAGAGUGUAAAGAAUAAACGUAAAAGAAACGUAAGAAAAUAUAAAUCAAAAUCUAACAAAGUGUUAUAUGAUGUUAUAUCCUAUGAGGGUUGCAGAGAAAAUGAAAUUACUAUCCACAAAUUAAAUGACGACUGCCUGUUGCAAAUUUUUUCUCAAUUGCCACUUAUGGAUAGGAUCAGAUUAGAAAGAGUGUGCAAGAGAUGGAAAGCAUUAAUUAAAAAAUCCUGGUAUAAUAUAAAAAGACUGGAUUUACGGUAUUCCAUGUGGGGCUCUUUAGCUGACACAGACACAAGAGAAAUUAGUUUAACUGUGCUUCGUAACAUAUUAUUCCGAUGUGGUUCAUAUUUAAAUGAAGUCGAUUUGUCCUUUGUGCCGUAUUAUUUACAUCAAGAUACUGUAAUGGUCAUCGGAGAUUUGUGCCGUAAUUUAAAAAUAUUAAAUAUCACUGGUGUUUGCGUUUCGCAGGCUGGUAUCCGUUCAUUCAAUAGCUGCCGUAAUAUUACAAAAUUAAGUGUUGGUUAUGUCACUUACCCUUGCGAUAUUGAUCUAAAAGUAUUAUUCCAAAUGAAUCCAAAUUUACGAUAUUUUGAAGCCUAUCUUACUUCAAUAACUGGACGGUGCUUGUUGCAUUUACCAAUGGACACAAUAGAAGAAAUCGUUCUAGACUGUUGUCUAUAUCUUGAAGAAAUCUUUGUAUUGGAGAUAAUUAUCAAACUAAAAAGAAUAAAAGCGUUUACGAUGAAUGAAUGUAAUUGUAUAUCCGGUAACAUCUUUCGAUUUCUCGGCACAUAUUGUAAGAAUUUAGAAAAACUAAAAAUUUGUCAUGUUCCAUCUACAUCAUAUUUCCGAACGACAGACACAUUACAUAUUACGCGAUUAUCCAAUCUCAAAGCUCUGACAGUCAGUAAGAACAGUAUAAUAACGGACGAAUUUCUUUCUCAUCUGGUAACAACAUGCCAGAAUCUCACAUAUCUAGACAUUUCCAGAUGUUCUGGUAUUUCAAACCAUGGCAUGAACGCUAUAGCAACUCUUUGCGAGUUAGAAGUGUUAAUAAUGAACAACAUGUUAGGAGUGACUAAAGUGCACCUAUUUGGCGCAUCCAAUUUAAAAAGAAUAGAAUGUCGCCGUUCGAAAUUUAUAGAUAGAGUGAUAAUUAAUCUUAUUAAGUCCGCGCCGCAAUUGGGGGUGCUAGAUUUAUCAGAAUCCCCAUAUAUUACUAAUAGAACAUUAGUGGAAGCUGCCAGGAUUACGGCCAGACGAACCAACAAUAUUAUUUUAAAAAUAUUCGUAGGCGGUACCCCAAUGAAUCUUAGUACUUUUAAAAACAUAUCACCGUUUUUAAAAAUAGCAACCUCACUGUAA